This is a messenger RNA of Planococcus citri (citrus mealybug), 5393 nucleotides long. It is a transcript of the gene RhoGEF3, whose product is annotated as Rho guanine nucleotide exchange factor 3. The coding region runs from base 360 to 4550 and encodes 1396 amino acids. Lineage: Eukaryota; Metazoa; Arthropoda; Insecta; Hemiptera; Pseudococcidae. The record is from RefSeq and is a predicted model, not a curated record. Gene Ontology annotation, cellular component: cytosol. Gene Ontology annotation, biological process: intracellular signal transduction. Gene Ontology annotation, molecular function: protein binding; guanyl-nucleotide exchange factor activity. The transcript has 19 exons.
GGCAUUAUUGUUCGCUAAAGGUGCGGUAUUUUAUAACGUGUGUAAAAUAUAUACCUAAGAAAACAAAAAAACACAACAUAUAACGUAGAAAGUGUACACAUUAUACGUAUCCAAGUACGCUGAAUUUUUAUUUUCAUAAACGUAAUUUAUUUCGAUACAUAAAACGAUGAUUUUUAUUUAAAUAUUAAUUAAAUUCGCGUUCAAGAUAAUUCGGUAUGCGAAAGCGUCACGUGAAAGUCAAUACAGUUCGGUUGUACUUAUAUACUUUUCAUAUUUUCAUAAAUUAAUCCGACAUUAAUCAUCGACCAGGCGGGCCAAAUGUAUCCGUGUUACAUUUACGAAGCACUUCGGAGCCGUGGAUGAUUGCAAACGAAGAUGAAAACGUCGCUCGAAACUUGAAAUUAAUAUUUAACAACAUGGAUGCGGGUAAAAUGUACAGAGAUAUCGAAUCGUCGCACUCGCAGCAGCAUCAUCAGAAACACUUACGCGAAAACGAAUGUCAGCCGUUGAUUAAUAAACAACCGUUACCAUUACCUAGACGUUAUAUUAAUAGAGCACAUUCCACGCUCAAUGGAACGAGUCAACAAAAUUAUUUAAAAAGUAAAAGUACUAACGAAUGUAGCAGAAGCGAUUCGCUAAUAAUUGAACCGCCUAGAAGAUUUUCCAACGAGUACGAAAAAGAAUUAGAAAUGAAACUUUCAACCAACACCAGAAGAAAACUGGAAAAAGACAACACGCUUAGAUCUCUCUCCUAUUACCCGAUUCUUUCACCUCCUCCGGGGUUUCAAGACGUCGACGGCAUCGAAUACUUGGAAAACUCGGAAAACAUCAAUCCUACCAAUAAGGGUAACGGUUGCGGCCCUGCUGGCACUUACAUGUAUCCGGAUUUACGUUCGAAAACCGGAUUACUUAAUGCCCGAAAUGGCAGCUAUUACCGAACCAAUAAAGGUGCUACAAAUUGCGGAUAUUACGCUCCCAGCGAUAGGGAUAAAAUACCGCCGAGUAAAUCGAACUAUCGAAGAAGGAUGACUGCCGAUUACGCCGCCGAUCACGAUCAGUUCAAUAAUCGUUUUAAAUCGGAAUCUUUCAACGAUAAAGUCGGCGGAUUUUCGAGUUGGCGUUCGGAAUCCGAUCCGUAUCCAGAAUGUUCUCAGUACUCUUAUAAUUGUUAUUGCAACCACUGUCGUGUAGGUUCGGUGCCGUCUACACUAAGUCAUAGCAUAGCCGGCGAGCCGAGUUACCUGGACGCAUUCGACGACAGAGGCGAACAAUUUGAUACACCUUCGAUCAAGUCCUACCAUUCGUACGAGCCAGAAACGCCGCGUAGGCAGAAAAUUCGUCGAGCCGCUAGUUUCCAGGCGAGAUGCGCGAACACGUAUUAUUUACCGGAAAGCAAUGGUGUUGAUUAUUUUUAUGGCACGCAAGCUAGAAGUAUUCCCAAGAAUCAGAGCCGUAAUAGAUACGCCUCGUUUGAUGACGCCUACCAUGACACGAGAACGAACGCCAUUUAUAGUAGAUCACCUAACUCGUAUAAUUAUCCAUACUACUAUUACAACGAUUGCCUACCUGCCAAUAACACUAAUUACAACAAUCGAUUCCAAGAUUGCUCGUGUUCAUAUCCAAAUUCGCUGAUAGAAAAACCAGUCACUAGAAAGAUGAGCUCGAGUUCCAGUAGCAUACCUAUCCAAGGGAAGAACCGCACUAGAUACGAUGACGAAUACCCGAUCAUAACCGAUGUUCAUAAUCAGCUCUACGAAGAAAUAUACCCUACCGGUAAAGAUCGAAUAAGCCACGAAAUGACAAAUCCGCCCGAUAUCGCGAAUAUAUCGUCGUAUUCGAGAUUGGAAAAUCAUAACGCCUAUGACCCAGAGUUCAUUCGAAAACAGCCAGAUAUUCUACAAAGCGCGUAUUACGGUAGUAGAUGCUCAUCGUCUUUAUCAACCGAUCCAGCAGCGGGAAGCUGUCUAGCUAAUUAUCCUACGCCGUAUAAUGAUAAUGCAUAUUUGGAAGAAUUGAAAAGAAAAUCGUAUUCUUUACCUAAAUCGUUUCAACGUAAUGAUAAAAUGCGUACUGAUAUCAAACUGCAAGAUAAUCCUGUGUUGCUGUUCCAUUGGAGAAAACAUGGAAUAAAGGGGCUCUUGUUGAAUAAAAAAGUGGCCAUUCCACCCUCAGUUAUGUCAGAAACUGCUCCUACUACACCAAUAAAAGAUAUGCCAGAAAAGAAAAAAUACGGUCGUUUAAUGAAAGUCGGUCAGUACUCCAGUACUCCUUCUCUAGAUGAUAAUUCAGUUAAGCAUAUCAACUUCGACUGUGAUAAUAAAUAUAGAAGAGAUAAAUUUAAAAACAGCAAGACUGCCACCUUAAAUUCGGCUGAUUUCCGUCCCACAUCUCAAGAAAACAUUGUUUCUAGUUCAAAUCUCGGUGACCGUGUGUUUCAUAAAUUUUGCAAAAGUUUUUCUCUACGGUUUCUAAGGAAACCGUCAGACGCUGAAGAUGACGAUCACAAGAGCAUGUCCAACGGAAGCUCUUCGAAUAAAGUAUUCUGUGAACCAGCUCCACCAAAGAAAAGCUCCAACAAAUUUGGACCAUUAGCCUGGCGUACUAGUAAAGAACGUAAAAAUAAAAUGAACGGUUCUGUCGAUAGGAAUGAUGAAAUUGACUCUACAAGUCGACAUGAAGUACAUCAGAUUAAAGAUAGGGAACAGCCUCCAAAAUUGGAAUGUCAGCAGCGAAUAGUCCGCCGAACGUUGUCUGAUCUCAAUGGAUACUGCGAUAUAGUCAAAGACAAACAUUUCAACGCUACAGUUCCUACUAAAUAUAAACCACCAGUUCCUGUUGUGUCCAAGAAACAUAGACAAUAUAAUUUACGUCGAACAGCCAGUCAGCCUCUGUUAAGUAGUCGAUUUUCACCAGCGUUAGAGCGAAAACCUUUGCCGUCCAGAGCAGCUUGUAGUGAAGACGAAAGAGCCUUGUUUUCUGAAGAUGAUAUGAUGUCUGAUUCUGGAUCUUCGGUACCUUCGCGAAAGAAUUCUCUCGAACAGGGUAUCAACGAAGAGGUUGUAAUUUAUGCUGAAGCUGUCUGGGAUCAUGUAGCUAUCGAAUCGGAAGAGUUGCCUUUCAACGCCGGUGAUGUCAUUGAAGUUUACAAUGUCCUAGACAGAGAAUGGUGGUGGGGUAUGUGCAAUGGUAAAUCUGGAUGGUUUCCUUCUGAUUUCGUUCGAUUACGAGUAAAUCAAGAAGAAACGUUAGAAAGCAGCUUGGAUUCUCCGACUAAAUUGCAUACUUCGUUGUCAAUUUAUUCGAACGAUCAAGUUAGAUCGAAAAUUGUUUGCGAACUGAUUAGCACCGAGAGAGAUUUCGUUAAAGUUUUAAAAGACGUGAAAGAAGCCUAUAUAAUCGAAUGUCGUAACGCGAAAGAACUUUUCACGAUGGAAGAUACUUUCAAAAUAUUCGGUAACUGGGAACAAAUCCUGGCGUUUCAAGUUUUAUUACUAGAAAAUCUGGACUUGAGCUUAGAUUCGCAAGCUCCUCAUAAAACUUGCGUUGGAAAUUCGUUUUUGAAAUUUCAAGAGCAUUUCCGAAUGUACUCCGACUACUGUAAUAAUCAUCCUUUAUCCAUAGCCACCCUACAGCAGCUGUAUCAGAAAGCCGAGUAUAGGAAUUUCUUCGAAAAAUGUAGGAUUAAAAAGAACUUGAUCGAAAUCCCCUUGGAUGGAUUUUUAUUAACGCCGAUUCAGCGAAUUUGCAAAUAUCCUUUACAAUUGGCCGAGUUGCUCAAAUACACCGAAAGCGAACAUCCUGACUAUGACGCUAUUCGAAACGCGUUGAACGCUAUGCGAGAAGUUGCUGUUCUUAUCAAUGAAAGGAAACGUCGAAUGGAAAGUUUAGAAAAACUGAUAUUAUGGCAGCAAAGAAUUGAAGGAUGGGAGGGUGAUAAUUUAAUCGAGAAUAGUUCGCAGCUUAUUCAUCAGAACGACGUUACCAAAGUUUUCGCUGGUGUUUGGUCAACAAACGUUACGCUGUUCUUGUUCGAUCAUCAACUCGUGUUCUGCAAAAAGGAUAUUCUAAAACGUGACUUUUACAUGUACAAAGGAAGAAUAUCAUUGGAUAAUUGCGAAGUAAUCGAUAUUGCCGAUGGCAAAGAUUCGUUGCUCGGUAUUAAUAUCAGACACGGUAUUAAAAUACAAAACAUACAAAAAAACAAAUGGUUAUUAUUCUCGUGUCGAACGCAUAAAGAAAAAUUAGAAUGGCUGGAAGCUUUCAAACGCGAAAAGGAAUUGGUGCUCUUAGACGAACGUAAUAAAUUACAGAUCACGCCAGUCGAUCGGCAUCUCGCUUACAUCACUGCCACAACGUGCAAUAGUCGACAUACCUUUUUAAAACAUAAAAAUAAAAAGUUCAAGAGAUCGUUCCACAAUAAUGGACAUUUCAGCAGGAACACCGGAUCGCCGCACAUUUUAGGCAGAAAAGUUGGCACAUGGUUUAUGUUCGGAGCGAACAGAAAAAACCAUCGAAGAAUUAACACCAAAAGUCAAAUAACAUCUAUUUAAUUCGUAUAUCGAAAUGUUAUUGUAUUUUACGUUAUGGUUGCUAUUCUAAUGGCUAGCUAUUUGAGAUUCCUUCACGAGUCGUUCAUAAGGCAGAGGAACAUUUUUGUAUUUUUAUACGCGCAAGAGUCAUUUUUCUAUAAGCUUUAAAAUUGAUAUUUUUUUAUGCUCAUUGCGAAAAAUUCCCUAGUCACUAACAUUCCUCAAUAUUUUUUCGGAUCAUUACGGAGUCUUUUUUUUUUAGAUCUCGAACCGCUUUCACCGUUUGUGCGGAUUCGCGAAAAUUUUUUAAUUUGCUAGUCAGGUUUACUAAAGAUUGGAGAUUUUUUAAUGCAUUUUACUUUGCCUAUUUUCUCUAUUUUUUUUUUCUUAUUUAUUUAUUUUACAUAUCGACUGAGAAGUUGAUCGCUUCUGUCAUUCCAAUUUUUUUUUUCUUUCUUUGAAUCGCUUAUCAACAUAACACUUUCAGUAGAUGCUGCUGGUUUUUAUUUAUUUUUAUAUAUUUGUAUGUAUGUUUCUUCCAAUUUUCCUAUCUUUACAAAAGACUGGUCAGCAACGUAUAGAUUUUGCCCAGAUGUGUGAGUGUAUGUGCAUUGGCAUACUACACAGUAAAAUUUAUAGAAACGCGUACGCGAAGGUAUUUUUAUUUUUUUAUUUCAAUUUUUAAAUUCUUAUGUAAUUUUAUAAUAUUUUUAAAAGAUUGUUCUCAUUUUAGAUACUGAAAAUGAUCUGUAAUUUUAUAUGUAUUAAGCACAUUCCGAAUUCGCAAUUAUUUCAUCAUCUAUUGUUCAUUAUCUUCCUAGCUUAAAUCAGUAUUAUUUGAAAUAAAGAAAAUUUGUUGUGUUA